Molecule: messenger RNA, 1452 nt
Organism: Lodderomyces elongisporus
Lineage: Eukaryota; Fungi; Ascomycota; Pichiomycetes; Serinales; Debaryomycetaceae
Exons: 1
Coding region: 1-1452 (483 amino acids)
Cellular component (GO): membrane
Source: RefSeq, a predicted model, not a curated record
AUGACAAGUGUAAAGGAUGAUGCUAAUCACGAUGCUUCUACCGCAAACACACUUUUGAAUCAUCAACCUUUGGUGCAGGACCCUAUGGUGCUUGAAACUUAUGAUGACGCCACACAAGUUGAGACACCAUUGGCUGUGCCAAUCACUGGUGACCAUUUCGAUCGCAUCAGAACAAACUCAUUGGACUCCUUCGAUAUCAAUGGCGAGGACUGGGAACACCCAGGUCAUGUGGGCACUAACACCACAUCCGUCUCCUCAAAAUUACUGCUAUUCAUUCUGAAAACCCGACAGUUUUAUCAUUACGUCAUCUUACCCAAUGUUGGACUCGCCCUUCUUCUUUUAUCGCAGUUUCUCAAUAGUAUUAUGGUGACGACUUGCAAAUUACUCGUCACCGAUAAAGACUUUAAUGUCCCCAUCCAUCCCUUGCAAAUCUUAUUUAUUCGAAUGUUUGUCACCUACAUUUGCUGCUUGAUAUAUAUGGGUGUCACACGAUCCGUUGAGGAUGCACCUUUUGGCCCACCCAGAGUUCGUAAACUUUUAGUGAUGAGAGGACUCGUUGGUUUUUUUGGUGUUUUUGGAAUGUACUUUUCAUUGCAAUAUUUGAGUCUAUCAGAUGCAGUGGCAAUCACUUUUUUAGUGCCAAUGUUCACCGCAUUUUUGGCCUUUGUCAUCUUGAAAGAAAGUUACUCCAUUUUGGAAGGAGUCUGCUCCUUCCUCUCGUUAGGAGGUGUCUUGCUUAUUGCGAAACCAUCCUUCUUGUUUGGCGAUGAGCCUGCCAAAGAAAAUGAUGGUGACGAAACUGUCGAGAGUGCUUCUUCCGGUAAAAGAAUCUUGGCCACUGUUGUUGGGCUUAUUGGUGUAUGUGGUGCCUCGUGCGUCUAUAUCGUUUUGCGGAAAAUUGGAAUGCACGCCCAUCCAUUGCUCUCGGUGAGCUACUUUGCCUUGACUUGUUGUGUAGUGACCUUUGCUUCCAUUUUGGUAAUACCUUCCCUUUCAUUCGUGCUUCCAUCAAAUGGGUACCAAUGGUUCCUAUUCAGUGUGAUUGGAAUAUCAGGUUUUUUCAUGCAGUUUAGCUUAACUGCAGGCGUGCAACGAGUGAAAGCGUCGCGUGCAUCAUUAAUGGCGUACACCGGAAUGGUGUUUGCCAUUAUAUGGGACUUGACCAUAUGGCAUCAUCUUCCAGGAAUCUUAUCCUUCCUUGGUAUUGCGUUGAUCAUUGGUAAUGCUGUAAUCAUUUUGAAAUUUAAGCCAGAAUACAAAGAGGAAACUAACGCAGAUGCAAAAGAUUCUGAUAUGGAGAGAAAUGGUGCUUACGAUAAGAUUGGUAAUGACCCAAUUGCGAUGCAGGAUUUCAUCAUCACUGAUGAUGACGACGACGAAAAUGAAAAUGAUGAUGACGUCUCGGAUGAGGAUACUACUUCAGCCCGUAAUAAAGAGCCAAAAAGACACUAA